Messenger RNA from Pectinophora gossypiella (pink bollworm), 1478 nucleotides. RefSeq names its product protein shifted-like. Bases 175 to 1290 code for a protein of 371 amino acids. Gene Ontology annotation, biological process: anatomical structure development. Gene Ontology annotation, molecular function: signaling receptor binding. The transcript is spliced from 8 exons. The record is from RefSeq and is a predicted model, not a curated record. Gene Ontology annotation, cellular component: cell surface; extracellular region. NCBI's taxonomy places the organism in Eukaryota, Metazoa, Arthropoda, Insecta, Lepidoptera, Gelechiidae.
GCAAAAUAUAGGCAGUCUGUGCUGGAGCGCGCGGGGCGACACACGCAACGAACGCUCGCCGCGACACAAGGACGUCUGCGAACAGUGCCGUGCUAUAAUGUCCGCGGACCGUGCCUUUGUUACACCCUGACACCCAGGUGCACCCAACACGAUAUUAAACACAAAAACAAAAGCAUGUGGCAGUCGGCCGGGCUGGGCGCGCGGCUUUGCGCGGGAGUGGCGCUGGCGCUGUCGCUGACCCUCAGCGCACGCGCAGGCCGUCGCGACUACAAGGACGUGGACCGCCCCACCGACAUAUCGCUCUGGAUCGACGAGCGGCAAGUGCGCAUGUUCAGUGGUAUUUCAAUGCAGGUCUACGCUAUACUGAAUGGCCACAUAUCUCCAUACAUCUUGGACCCGAACUUCUCUCACAAACUGCCCAUCAUACCCUCAGAAGUCGGCUAUGUCAACUUCACGUGGAAGUCCAAAAAGCGCUACUAUUACAACUUUGACACUCUGACGUCAUCUGAUCCUAAGAUACUGCAGCCUCCAGUGUUGUCUAUCAAAAGACAAGGAAGGGUGCCUAAAACUUCUAAAGAGUUCAGUAUAUUCUUGCCUUGUGUCGGCAACAACAGUGGAGUAGCAACCCUAGAGAUAGGGCUAGUGCUAAAAAACGGACGCGGGAUCCCGCUCAAAGGCACCCCUCUAAGGUUAAACCUAAAGAAGGAAUGCGCACAGAGAGGUGUGUAUUUAGAAAGGACAGGGCCAGAUCCGGAAUGUGAUAAAAAGUGUGCGAAUCAAGGCUGGUGUAACCAUGAGAAGAUAUGUCAAUGCCCCGAGGGCUACAUGGGGCAACACUGUAGAACUGCGCUGUGUUACCCUGCUUGUAUGAACGGGGGCAACUGCACAGCGCCUGGAGUGUGCUCCUGCCCCCCUGGAUACCAGGGGAGGAAUUGUGAGGGAGGAAUAUGUUCCCAGAAAUGUCUAAAUGGUGGGAAGUGUAUACAGAAGGAUACCUGUGAGUGCCCUAAAGGAUAUUACGGGCUGAGGUGCGAAUUUUCAAAGUGCGUGAUUCCGUGCCUGAACGGGGGCCGGUGUAAGGGUGUUAACAAGUGCCGCUGCCCCGCCGGCUUGGGCGGCAACCACUGUGAAGUGGGGAGACGAGGGGCUGACUGUCCGCGGGCGUGCCGACACGGGACCUGUGUCGGUGGUGUGUGUGUUUGCGAGCCCGGGUGGCGGGGUCGCGCCUGUCAUCGACUUUAUGGAUCCUCUGAGGAGUCCAGUGAGCUGAAGCGCCCGCGGCCGCGAUGAGAGGGACAUUGUUUGACAAACAACUGACAAUGUGAUUUCAUAAUUUUAUAAUUAAAUUCUUAUACAUAUUAAAUGUAAUAUUAAAAUUAGUCAUAGAUGUUAAGUCCUAGCUAUGUCAUCUAGUUUUUAAGGUGGUAAUUUUAUGCAAUAUAAAAAUAAUAAAAGAUUAUAAAAUAAUUGUAUGUAAA